AUGAAUGGAUUCGACGCAGCUGGGUUCAUGAUCAGUCUCCUGGAUAUGUCUCCGAACUUCGCCGGCGUGAUGCUCUCUUUGAGUUGCUCCGUUGCUAAUUUAGGAAGCAUUUUUACACCCAUAGUCACCAGUUUUAUUUUACGUAAUGACCCUACUGAUAUACGCAGAUGGCGAAUCGUAUUCCUGAUAAUAGCAGCAGUGAUUGUCAUCACAAACAUCGUAUAUUUGAUACUUGGGACUUCAAAUCGUAUGGAUUGGGAUUAUCCUGACUUCAAAGACAAGAAAACCGCAGAUCCGGAGGAAAUAAAACCAGUACUGACAAAUUCACAGAUGUCAAAGGAACAAAAAACAAAAUCCCACUAG
Molecule: messenger RNA, 363 nt
Organism: Parnassius apollo (apollo)
Lineage: Eukaryota; Metazoa; Arthropoda; Insecta; Lepidoptera; Papilionidae
Source: the annotation of a GenBank genome assembly